AUCGACGUGGCCAGAAGCAACUCAGUCGCUCCAAGUCGAGUCUCUCAGAAAUUCAUUAAAGCUCCUCCGGAACACUUCAAGACUAUCCACCAAACCGAUCAUGUGUGACGAAGAAGUUGCUGCUCUUGUCGUUGACAAUGGUUCUGGCAUGUGCAAGGCUGGCUUUGCUGGUGAUGAUGCUCCCCGUGCCGUCUUCCCAUCCAUCGUAGGCCGACCUCGUCAUCAGGGCGUGAUGGUGGGCAUGGGACAGAAGGACUCCUACGUGGGCGAUGAGGCUCAGAGCAAGAGAGGUAUCCUCACCCUGAAGUACCCCAUUGAACAUGGAAUCAUCACAAACUGGGAUGACAUGGAAAAGAUCUGGCACCAUACCUUUUACAAUGAACUCCGUGUAGCACCUGAAGAGCACCCUGUCCUGCUCACCGAAGCCCCUCUCAAUCCCAAAGCCAAUCGGGAGAAGAUGACUCAGAUCAUGUUUGAAACCUUCAACUCCCCUGCCAUGUACGUAGCCAUUCAAGCUGUGCUUUCCCUAUAUGCUUCUGGUCGCACAACGGGUAUUGUCUUGGAUUCUGGAGAUGGUGUCUCCCACACUGUACCUAUCUAUGAAGGUUAUGCUCUGCCACAUGCCAUUCUUCGUCUUGAUCUUGCUGGUCGAGAUCUAACUGACUACCUCAUGAAAAUCCUCACGGAACGUGGAUACUCCUUCACAACAACAGCUGAAAGGGAAAUCGUGAGGGACAUCAAGGAGAAGCUCUGCUACGUGGCUCUCGACUUUGAGCAGGAAAUGGCCACAGCAGCUGCUUCGACAUCUCUGGAGAAGUCAUAUGAGCUUCCUGACGGACAGGUGAUCACUAUUGGAAAUGAGAGAUUCCGUUGCCCUGAAGCUCUAUUCCAGCCAUCCUUCUUGGGCAUGGAAUCCUGCGGUAUCCAUGAAACUGUCUACAACUCCAUCAUGAAAUGCGACGUGGACAUUCGUAAAGAUCUCUACGCCAACACUGUCAUGUCCGGUGGUACCACAAUGUAUCCAGGUAUUGCUGAUCGCAUGCAGAAGGAGAUCACCUCCCUGGCUCCAUCAACAAUCAAGAUUAAAAUCAUUGCUCCACCUGAGAGGAAAUACUCUGUCUGGAUCGGUGGCUCCAUCCUUGCUUCCCUGUCUACCUUCCAGCAAAUGUGGAUUUCCAAAGAGGAAUAUGAUGAAUCUGGUCCUGGAAUUGUCCACAGGAAAUGCUUCUAAACUGCCAUAUAAUUCAUUAAAAUUUAAAGUAUUUCUUUUGCUACGUUAUAGCACAUAAAAAUCUCCUACAAUUCACGAAGAUCAAUUUAUAGAGGUAUAAAUUCGUAUUAUAAAUUCUUUUAAGAGAUGUAUUAAUAGAUCUUAAAUAAAUAAUUGAAAUUUCUAA
Messenger RNA from Phlebotomus papatasi, 1397 nucleotides. Its product is annotated as actin, muscle. Gene Ontology annotation, biological process: mitotic cytokinesis. Bases 101 to 1231 code for a protein of 376 amino acids. Lineage: Eukaryota; Metazoa; Arthropoda; Insecta; Diptera; Psychodidae. The transcript is spliced from 2 exons. The record is from RefSeq and is a predicted model, not a curated record.